AAUAUACAUAUUAAUGCAAUACAUGUUAAUAGAUAUUAAUACUCUAUUAAUUUCACAUGUCCUAUCAGAACGUGUUUCUGCUGUUCUUGGCUGCAUGGUGUUCUUCUAGUUGUGCUGGCAAAAUGGUGCUAUUUUGAUCAGCAUCUUGAUUGGAGGCACCUCAUUUGUUUAUGCACAUAUCAUACUUUGUAACUUAACUGUAUUUGUUCAUGAACAUAUACUCCAUAGAUGGGAGUUUAUGUGCAUAUGUUUUUUGCCCAAGAUAGGUGUGUCGGUGUGCAGCACCCGUAAAUGAAACACUUUUCCGGAGCAAUUCGUUACUGCCCAAAUUGUACUUCUGACCAUCUGAACUGAAUAUGCACAAUAAAUAUAGUAUCUUUUCCAGUCACAAUGACUUUUGACUGCUCCCCAGUUGCAUUUCCUUUCUCAGAAAGCAACUAAGUAGUUUGAUAUGUUUGCCAGGGUUGUUUCUGGUUCCAUUUUUUCUUGGUCAAACAAAGCAGCUCAUUUAAUGUCACAUUAACCAGCUAUCUAGAUUAACUGUUAAAGCAUGUCUCUUUCUUUAAUUAGCUUUUGUUGAAAAUGUACAUGCUGCCCUUACUAAUAUAAUUUCCUAAAUUAUAACAUCACCCCAUCAUCAUAAGUAACCAGUCAGUGUUUUGCCUAGAAUUUUGUUUAGCAUGUGUGCUUUUGUGCCACAAGUAUGACACUGUGUCACAAUGGUGAGGCCCAUAUGUAUUCAAUCCAAAGCUCAAUUAAGAAAAUAUCCAAAUAAUCCUAUUCUUCUUUCAGCUUCUCCCUUAAGGGAUCACCACUGCAAAUCAUCUGCCUCUGUGUUGCUCUAUCAAAAAUUGCAUAAUAAUAACAACAGGACAGUAUGGCCACCACUGUUGCUGUCAGUCCCAGUGAAUACCUUCAGCCUUCCUCAGCUUCCACACAACUUGAGGAUCACACACAUGGACCACAGACGGACACAAAAGCUUCUCAGGACACCCAGCCCAGUCCUUUGGCACUCUUGGCUGCCACCUGUAGUAAAAUCGGCCCUCCAGCUGCACAGGCUCCCGUUAGUUCCCCUGCACAACCGCAGCCUCGCAGACUCCUCCCCAUAAAGCCGGCUCCAAUCGCGCCUGCUCCACCCAAAAAUCUGGGAUUUCUGUCACCCAAGGGCAAUGUGAUCCUCGGCUCCGCAGCUCACGGCAACCCAAUUGUCCUCACUAUCCAGCAGAGUCCUGCUCGCAGCAGCACCUCAGCUCCUGCCAACAUCCAGUACCAGAUGGUGCCACAGAUUCAGGGCACCCAGACGAUCCAGGUGAUGCCACAGGGCGGUCAGAUCCAGCUCAUACCGGGUACCAACCAGGCCAUCAUAACCACACCCAUGACUGUUCCGGCCCCUGUGGCUGCCACUGCUCCGGUCACACCGCAGAAGACUGUAGCUAUCAAGCCCUGCCCUAAGUCACGCAAGCAACACAACUCCACUGCGAAUAUUGUGCAACUGCCAGGUGGGCUCACACUGCCACUCAAUGUGGCGACCGGAGAAGUGGGUGGGACUCAGAUCAUCACAGAAACGGCUGCUGCACUCCCAAAUCCUGGAAAGGGAAGACGUGGGAGGAAAAAGAAAUUGGUUGUGGCGACGCUGCCUCAACAUCCUCCUGCACAGGCUGCCUCACCACCCCCAGAACAGAUGGAGGCCUUUGUGAUAGAAGCCGGAGACAACAUCAUUCAGGCUGGUAACAACCUGCUAAUUGUGCAGAGUCCUGGACAGCCAGCAGUGGUGCAGCAGGUGCAGCUGGUCCAGCCCAAACAGGAAUCUCAGGUGGUUCAGAUCCCACAGCAGGCACUGAAGGUGGUGCAGGCCGCCUCCGCCACGCUGCCGCCCGUCCCACAGAAACAGUCGAACCUGCAGGUCACCACAACAGAACCAUCACCAACACAGCUCAUCUUCAAAACAGCACUGGGCGAGUGGCCAUCAGUUCUGCUCCAGGACUCCAUCUCCACAGCAACCCCAACCAUGUCAGUCGCCAACACCACGACUUCACCACCGACAAGCGCCAAAAAGAUGCCGGCAGGGGGGAGGAAGGAAAGGACUCUGACAAAAAUUGCCCCAGCAGGGGGGAUGAUAACGCUGAAUACGUCGCAGCUUCAAUCUGCAGCCCAGGCGGUGCAGACCAUCAGCAUCAAUGGGGUCCAAGUUCAGGGUGUUCCUGUCACCAUCACCAACGCAGGGGGCCAGCAGCACCUGACAGUGCAGACCAUGCAGGGAGGAGGACUCCAGCUGGCUGCUGCUCAGGGGCAGCCGACUAUCCAGGUCGACCAGACCCUCACUCUGGAGCUGCCUGGUCAGCCUGGAGAGAAGAAGCGACGCAUGGCCUGCACCUGCCCCAACUGUAAGGAUGCAGACAAGAGGCCCGGGGAAGUAGGGAAGAGGAAGCACAUCUGCCAUGUCCCUGGCUGUGAAAAGACAUUCAGGAAAACGUCACUGCUGCGAGCUCACGUCCGGCUGCACACUGGCGAGAGGCCUUUCGUCUGUAACUGGGUUUUCUGCGGGAAGCGAUUCACGCGCAGCGACGAGCUGCAGCGCCAUGCAAGGACACACACAGGAGACAAGCGCUUUGAGUGCAGCCAGUGUCAGAAACGUUUCAUGAGGAGCGAUCACCUGACAAAGCAUUUUAAGACACACAUAAACACCAAGAACCUGUGAGUGGAAUGUAUACUGAGUGUAAACCCAGAUAAACUCUGAGACUCAAGACGGGUUAGAGGAAGGAGAAGCAGAGGGAGUGCCUGUGACUUGUCCCAUAAUGGGAAAUACUCCAAAAAACAGUCCCUGUAUCUCCUCUCACUCUUUGAAGAGUGUGGUGUACAAAGAAAACCCUUCCUCCUGGUGAACUCCAAACUUGCUCAGCAAAUUUAUUAAUAAUAGAUUAUUUUUAUUUGCUUUUCCCACUGGCCUGAGUGGAGGCCACAAACCGCUUUGACUGAACUUGUAAGAUGACGACAUGGGCAGGUUUCAGAUGCAGAUGCUUAAAUCUGCUUGCUUAUUCAUGAACAUCUCUUGCAGAAGAACAUACACAGAGAUCUGACAUCACAGGUGUCGACACCCGAGACCACAGAAAUCCACACACAUUUAAAACAGUUUCCAUCUCUUGCUUCUCCUAAACCAUGCCGCUUUUUGUUUUGUUUGUCAUGGAACGUCAAAAGCUCCCAGACACUGGCAGUGAAGAACCAAAAAAAUGACAUAUUUUACGAAUUGACCAGAAAAAGGUGUGUUUAUAUCAUUUGAAUGGUAAUUUUAAGUUAUUAACAGCUGUUUACACAGCACAAACAUUUGUGGCUAUAAUAUAAAAAACAAGACUUAAAAAAAGGUACUAUUAUACAUAGUAAACAAACUAUUUAUCAUGUAUUUCCAUAUUUUUUAUUCAAAAUGAAUUAAAAAAAGUACAUGUAAAAAAAGACAAAAUGAGAAAAGUUGAAAACAAUAGGUGCAAUAUAGCAUCAUGUAGUCUGAGAUAAAGAACUAAUCAACAACACUACAGGAUCAGUUCAAAAGCACUGUGCCUGAAACAUUAACAUUUUAAAGUAAAUUUACAAACAAACACGCCACAAGCCAAGAGCAGCUGGUUUCAGGAUCAUAUUGUCAGUGGUGAAGUGCAUACGUCUUAAAGGAAAAGAGUGGAAAUCAUUUUGCUUAGUGGUUCAUUAUUAAAUCUAACAAACCAUGUCUCCAAGUUUCAAAUAUAGAUCAGUCGCCACCUUUAAAUGUGAAAAACAUGGCUGCAACUACCAGAUAUAUAGUCUAAAUUAUCAUCUAAACCUCAAAAUGACUUUUCAUAAAUUAAUUUAUAGAGAAGCAAAGAAAUAAAUGAAUAUUAGUUUUCAAGAAGCUGGAGUCACACAAAUUGGACUAUCAAAACAAUAAAAAGAAGAAAUAAUUGGGUAAAUAAUGGAAGACCUUGGAUUGAUCCUUGUGGAGCUCCAGGUAUAAGAGAAUCCAAUAGCAAAUCUUUCAAGGGAUUAUGAGGUGAAAGCUGUGUUCAGGUGUAGUAAAGCCACAAGUAACAUAUUUGUAAUGUAAUGGAAUUCUGGUUGUCAAAGACAUGGAACAUAUAAGUAAAAAUACACACUGUCUAGUAACCAAUGAGAUUUUUUCUCAUCAAGUGCAGCAGAUUGUGCAGACAAUAAGGUCAGGACAAUGUCAAAGGAUAAUGAUGAUUCCACCUGUGAAGCUACAUCAUGUGUAACCGCCUGAAAUUCUCUGUCAGACGCUUGUAUUUCCUGUGUUGUCAAGGGCGACACGCUGGAGUUGAGUCCUGUAAAAAUGUGUUUUAUAAAAAAAGAAAGGUCCAAAAUGUUUUGAAGAGCCUAUCUCCUGGUGAACCUGGCCGCUACCACAACAUGGUACGCUUACAAAGCAAAAUAUUACUGUGGUACUAUAAUGUAAUGACUGUGGCCACAUUCACAAUACUCAUCAAACAUAAAUCACAUAAUUCCUAAACAUUAAACAUUUUUCUAUACGGCUGCUUGUGUUAACACAACGUUUAUGGUUAAUAUUUGAUUAAACUUGACAUCUUUUGCUAACUAAAAAAAGAAGCUUUUGUUGUUGUGGUAUUUACAGUAUAUUCUAAACAUGUUUAUACUUAAAGAAAAGAAAAAAAAGGUGAACAUUUUGGUACCUGUACCAAAGCCACCCAGGUGUCUUCUUACUCCUUGUGUACUACUAACAAACGAUCAAACGAAACUCCAGGGUAAUAAUCUCAUAUUCUGCUCUGUCACAGUAUAGUUUUCAUUUGGCCAUUUGUAGCCUAUGCAUUGCUGUAAAUAUGACCUGAUUUACACUUUAUUGGUUUUUUAUUCGGCCUAACUUGACAAUCAUGUCACAAGAUGCAAAAAAAAGAAAGAAAAAAAGCUUUCUCAGGCAUUUGAUCAGUUUCCUUGUACAUUAUAUUAUUUUUAUUUUUUUUAUUUCCUGCUCUAAUGUCAUAGCUUUAAUUCUGAAUUUAAACUGGACAUACUGAUGACCAGCAUUAGGACCUACUGUGCAGUACUAUCAUGAUAUAAUGUCGAUGUACUGACCUUUUGCCAGCAGCUCAUCUGGUCAGUUUGAGGGAAGAUUCUCAUACAGACUCAUUUGAUCAGCUUUUUUCGGUCAAAUUAGCUCCGUGCCAUCAAACAGCCACCAGCUGAACUGUCACUGUGGCUCGUUCUAAUACUGUGACAUGAGUAAUCGAUGGUGGCUUUUCUCAACACUGUCCAACUAUGACUUCCUCUCUGUAUUCAACAGAGACAUUUGACCAAACAAAGCUCAAGUCAAGUCAGAUUCACAUUUCUUUGUAAAGCACUUAGAGCCAGUUUUGUGAUGUGUUUCACAGCCAGUGGGAGACAGAUGAUGGUGUAAAGCUUAGGUGGCCAAUAUUUGGUGUAUUUUUCUAACAGUGUGUCUGAACGAAACGCCAUCAUACCUUUGGAAUAGAUAGAAAGACUCCUGCUCAUAUUUAUGUUUGUAUUUCAUGUCUAAAGAUGUAAAUACAGUGUAUGGCUGUUUGACACGGUAAAUGUAGGAUAUACAAAAAAAAGCGAGAGUUAAAGCUGCCUAGUGUUGUGGUUGGCCUGACCAGCCCUGAAGAAAAUGGUCUUUGUACAGUGUUUGAGGAAUAAAAUAUUAUGUGACAUUGUAUAGCUUCAUUACUGCUUUGUAUAGGACUCUUAGGUCUUUUUUUUUUCUAUUGAAUUUAAGAUGCCUUAGCUAGCUGCGCCCAGUAUUUAAUGAUGUUCCUCUCUCUAAUUCCAGGUUACAACAUUUGUAAAAUUCCUUUUGUGUUUUUAACUUAUGUUACAUGCUAAUGUCAUGUGCACUAAUUCAAACCCACAGGUUCCAAAAUUUGUAAAUUUAACCUCGAUUUUAAUUAAAUGUAAUAAGAUUUUCAAAAGUAAGACAUUUCUCUAUCUAUUUCUGUGGUUUAAGUGCUUCUUUUUCUCCGAAGCGUCUGUGUCAUCACUUUUGAGGAGAACCAGCAGUUUAUUUUCUAACUUUUACGAAGGUGCUUAAACAUGACGUUUGCUCCUUUUCUACAGUCACCACCUCAAUAAAUAACUCCAAACUA
Messenger RNA from Solea senegalensis (Senegalese sole), 6095 nucleotides. It is a transcript of the gene sp2, whose product is annotated as sp2 transcription factor. Bases 878 to 2698 code for a protein of 606 amino acids. The record is from RefSeq and is a predicted model, not a curated record. Gene Ontology annotation, biological process: regulation of transcription by RNA polymerase II. The transcript has 9 exons. Gene Ontology annotation, molecular function: RNA polymerase II cis-regulatory region sequence-specific DNA binding; DNA-binding transcription factor activity, RNA polymerase II-specific. Lineage: Eukaryota; Metazoa; Chordata; Actinopteri; Pleuronectiformes; Soleidae.